Orycteropus afer afer is the source of this 4602-nucleotide messenger RNA. RefSeq names its product multiple EGF like domains 6 (gene MEGF6). The transcript is spliced from 36 exons. Lineage: Eukaryota; Metazoa; Chordata; Mammalia; Tubulidentata; Orycteropodidae. The record is from RefSeq and is a predicted model, not a curated record. Gene Ontology annotation, molecular function: protein binding; calcium ion binding. Bases 1 to 4602 code for a protein of 1533 amino acids.
AUGACUUUCCUCCUGAAGGCGAGGACACCUGAGCGAGCGGCGGGGCGCGCAGUGGCCCUGACCCUCGUGCUGCUACUCCCCGCCCUGGCCGCCGGCGCGCCGCCGCGCCUGCCCCGGCUGCAGCCCAGCAUGCCCCACGUGUGUGCUGAGCAGGAGCUGACCCUGGUGGGCCACCGCCAGUCCUGUGUGCAGGCCUUCAGCCGCACUGUGCCCGUGUGGACGCCAGGCUGUGGGCCGCAGAGGUGGUGUGUCAGCCACGUGAGGAGAACCUUCUACUACACAGCCUACAGGCAGGUGUACACCACAGAGGCCCGGACACUGCUCAGGUGCUGCCCCGGGUGGACCCAGCAGCCUGGUGACAAGGGUUGCCUCUCCUCCGUCUGCAACUCUGGAGUCUGCUUCAAUGGUGGCCACUGCCAGCCAGGCUCUACCCUGCCUUGCGUCUGUCCCCAAGGCUUCCAGGGUCCCCGCUGUCAGUAUGAUGUGGACGAGUGCCAGGUACACAACGGUGGCUGCCAGCACAGGUGUGUGAACACCCCAGGCUCCUACCUUUGCGAAUGUAGGCCUGGCUUCCGGCUCCACACUGACGGCAGGACCUGCCUGGCCAUCAACUCCUGUGCCCUGGGCAAUGGUGGCUGCCAGCACAACUGCAUCCAGCUUACGGCGACACGGCACCGCUGCCAGUGCCGGCCCGAGUACCAGCUCCAAGAGGACGGCAAACGCUGUGUCCGGAGAAGCCCAUGUGCUGACCGAAAUGGCAGCUGCAUGCACUUGUGCCAGGCCCGCCGGGGCCUCGCACACUGCCAGUGCCACACUGGCUACCAGCUGGCUGAGGACCGCAAGGCCUGUGAAGAUGUGGACGAGUGUGCCACAGGGCAGGCUCAGUGUGCCCAUGGCUGCCUCAACACGCGUGGCUCCUUCAAAUGUGUGUGCAAUGCAGGCUAUGAGCUGGGUGCCGAUGGCCGACAGUGCUACCGCAUUGAGAUGGAGAUUGUCAAUAGCUGUGAGGCCAACAAUGGCGGCUGCUCCCACGGCUGUAGCCACAGCAGUUUGGGGCCUCUCUGCACCUGCCCCCGUGGCUAUGAGCUGGACACAGACCAGAAGACGUGCAUUGACGUGGACGACUGUGCAGAUUCACCAUGCUGCCAGCAGGUCUGCACGAACACCCCUGGCGGCUACGAGUGCAGCUGCUACGCAGGUUACCGGCUCAGCACCGAUGGCUGUGGCUGUGAGGAUGUGGAUGAGUGCGCCUCUGGCCGUGGUGGCUGUGAGCACCACUGUACCAACCUGGCCGGCUCCUUCCAGUGUUCCUGUGCAGUGGGCUUCCGGCUGCUCGAAGACCGCAGGGGCUGUGCCUUGCUGGAGGAGUCGGUGGUAGACCUGGACGGCCAGCUGCCCUUUGUGCGACCCCUGCCCCACAUCGCGGUGCUUCGGGAUGAGCUGACUCAGCUGUUCGAGGAGGACGAAGAAGGCAUGGCUGACGAGGAGGAGGCAGAGGUCCGAGGGGAGCAUACGUUGGCCGAGAAGUUUGUCUGCCUGGAUGACUCCUUUGGCCAUGACUGCAGCCUGACCUGUGACGACUGCAGCAACGGGGGAACCUGCCUGCCGGGCCUGGUUGGCUGUGAUUGCCCUGAGGGCUGGACUGGACUCAUCUGCAACCAGACGUGUCCCCCAGACACCUUUGGGAAGAAUUGUAGCUUCUCCUGCAGCUGUCAGAAUGGUGGGACCUGCGACCCUAUCACGGGGGCCUGCCGCUGCCCCCCAGGUGUCAGCGGAUCUCACUGUGAGGACGGCUGCCCCAAGGGCUUCUACGGCAAGCAGUGCCGGAAGAAGUGCCAUUGUGCUAACCGAGGCCGGUGCCACCGCAUCUAUGGGGCCUGCCUCUGUGAUCCAGGGCUCUACGGCCGCUUCUGCCACCUGGCCUGCCCCCCAUGGGCUUUUGGACCGGGCUGCUCAGAAGAGUGCCGCUGUGAGCAACGAAACACACAGGCAUGUGACCGGAGGGACGGCAGCUGUACCUGCAAGCCAGGCUUCUGGGGGAAGUGGUGCCAGCACGAGUGCCAGCUGGGGUUUUUUGGUCCGGGCUGCCGGCAGGUGUGCACCUGCCCACUAGGUGUGGCCUGUGACCCCAAGAGUGGUGAGUGUCAGAAGCAGUGUCCUGCUGGCUACCGGGGCAAGGACUGUGACCAAGAGUGCCCAGAGGGGACAUUUGGUGCAAACUGUUCUGUCCACUGCUCCUGUGGGGGGGCUCCCUGUGACCAGGUCACGGGGCAAUGCCUGUGCCCGCCAGGAAGGACUGGGGAUGACUGUGGGGCAGAGUGUCCUCAGGGCCGCUGGGGACUUGGCUGCCAGGAGAUCUGUCCUGAGUGUGACCACGGUGCCAGCUGUGACCCUGAGACAGGAGCCUGCCUAUGUCCACCUGGUUAUGUGGGCAGCCGCUGCCAGGAUGUGUGCCCAGCAGGCUGGUUUGGGCCUGGCUGUCAGGCCAGGUGCUCCUGUGUCAAUGCAGGGCACUGCCACCCAGUGACCGGGCGGUGCAACUGUGCUCCAGGGUGGAUGGGCCUUGACUGUCGCAGAGCCUGUGAUGGGGGGCACUGGGGGCCUGACUGCAGGUACCCCUGCAACUGCAGUGCUGGGCAUGGGAGCUGUGAGGCCACUAGCGGCCGCUGCCUGUGUGAAGCUGGCUACACAGGCCCACGCUGCGAGCACCGGUGUCCUCAGGGCCACUUUGGGCCAGGCUGUGGGCAGCAAUGUCGGUGUGAGCACGGCGCGGCCUGCGACCAUGUCAGCGGGGCCUGCACCUGCGCGGCCGGCUGGAGGGGCACCUUCUGUGAGCGCGCCUGCCCGGCCGGCUUCUUUGGUGUGGACUGCCUUGGGGCCUGUGACUGUGCCGGUGGGGCUCCCUGUGAUCCUGUGAGUGGGACCUGUGUCUGCCCGGCGGGCCGACGUGGCCCCCGCUGUGACCAAGCCUGCCCCGCCCACACCUAUGGGCUCAACUGCAGUCAGGCCUGUACCUGUGCCAACGGAGCAGCCUGUGACCCAGUGCUGGGAAGAUGCCACUGCACCCCGGGCUGGAUGGGGCCCACAUGCCUGCAGGCCUGCCCUGCAGGCCUGUACGGCGAGGACUGCCAGCGCCCUUGCAUCUGUCAGAAUGGAGGCACCUGUGACCCUGUCGCAGGCCACUGCACAUGCUCUGAGGGCUGGGCCGGCUUGGCUUGUGAGCAGGAGUGUCUCCCUGGGCGCUUUGGGGCCGGUUGCCAGCAGAGCUGCGACUGCCUUAACGGGGGACUGUGCGAGCCCCGAACGGGCGCCUGCCUCUGCCCGGCUGGCUGGAGCGGAGACAAGUGCCAAAACUCCUGCACACCUGGCUGGUUUGGAGAGGCCUGUGCCCAGCGUUGCCACUGCCCACCGGGCAUUGCCUGCCACCACAUCACCGGGGAGUGUGGCUGUCCCCCUGGCUUCACUGGGCCCAGCUGUGAGCAGGCCUGCCCGCCUGGCACCUUUGGAGAGGACUGUGCCCAGAAGUGCCAGUGUCCUAGCGAGAACCAGUCCUGCCAUCCCGCCACAGGGGCCUGUGUGUGUUCUGCUGGCUACCAUGGCAGUGGCUGCCGGCAACGCUGCCCACCCGGGCGGUUUGGGCAGGGCUGUGAGCAGCAGUGUGUAUGCCGCAACGGUGGCUCCUGUGAUGUGGCCACUGGCUCCUGCCACUGUCCUGCUGGCUUCCUGGGGGCCGACUGCAGCCUCACCUGCCCACAGGGCCGUUCUGGCCCCAGCUGUGUCCAUGUGUGCAAGUGUGGAGAGGGUGCAGCCUGUGACCCUGUGACGGGAGCCUGCACUUGCCCCCCCGGGAGAAUGGGCACCCACUGUGAGCACGGCUGCCCUAAAAACAAGUUUGGCAUGGAUUGCAUGGGUAUGUGCCAGUGCAGAAAUGGAGGUCUGUGCCACGCCACCAAUGGCAGCUGCACCUGUGGCCUGGGCUGGAUGGGGCUGCACUGUGAGCAGGCCUGUCCACCUGGGCGCUACGGAGCCGCCUGCCACCUGGAGUGCACUUGCCGCAAUGGCUCGGCCUGUGAGCCCACCACGGGGGCCUGCCUCUGCGGCCCUGGCUUCUACGGCCCAGCCUGUGAGCACCCCUGUCCCCCCGGCUUCCAUGGGGCCGGCUGCCGGGGGGUGUGCCAGUGUCAACAUGGAGCCCCCUGCCACCCUGUCACCGGCCGGUGCCUCUGCCCUGCAGGCUUCCGGGGCCAGUCCUGCCAGCAGGAGUGUGAGCCAGGCUUCUUCGGAGAGGGCUGCUGGCAGCAGUGUGCCUGUGAGGGAGAUGCACCCUGUGACCCUGUCACUGGCCGCUGCCUCUGCCCUCCGGGGCACACGGGACCCGCAUGUGACCUUGAGUGCAGAGAUGGGCGAUUCGGGCCCGACUGCGCCUUGCACUGUGAUUGUGGGGGUGGAGCCAACUGCAAUCCUGUCAGUGGGCAGUGCCACUGUGUGGAUGGCUACACAGGUCCCAUGUGCCAGGAAGGUGGGCCCCCCCAGCUCCUGGAGAGCCUAUCCACAUCCCUGGGCCCAGGUAAGGGGACGGGGAAUGCCCACAUUGCUGGGUGA